Messenger RNA from Sinocyclocheilus rhinocerous, 2699 nucleotides. RefSeq names its product protein NLRC3-like. The transcript has 6 exons. NCBI's taxonomy places the organism in Eukaryota, Metazoa, Chordata, Actinopteri, Cypriniformes, Cyprinidae. Gene Ontology annotation, molecular function: protein binding. The record is from RefSeq and is a predicted model, not a curated record. Bases 129 to 2699 code for a protein of 856 amino acids.
GGCAGUAUAUACAUAUGAAUUGCAAGUAUACUGCAAAGUAAAAUUGAAUACAGCGAUCGUACAUAAAGUUAUGUAUUAAUAUGUUACAAUGAUUAUUCAGGUUAGAUUUUUAUCUAAAAAACGUCAUUAUGGCCUGUUUUUCCCCUUUACCUGUAGAACUUGUAAAGAACAUUUUUGAACUGUGUAUGUGUGUUAGUCUGAUUCAGGGAAGACCUCCUGAACCCAGCUGUUUGUCUAUGAAGAGUGAAGCAUCAAUGGGUGACCCACCUGAAAUAAAUGAGACAGACUCUCCUGUUGAUUUGAGAAACCAACAUGAUGAAUCACUGUCAGAAUCAAACUCCACUGGACAGAAGCCGUUGGACUCGAUUUUUAAGGAGCUUGAACACAAAAUAAUCUUUCUGACAAAGAAAGAGCUGAAGAGGAUCAAAGGAGCUCUGAGCCCAGAUUACUCCGCAUGCUCUGAGAGAGAGGAGAAGGAGGAGGUGGAUGCAGGUGAAAGCAGAGUCAGACAGGGGCUUCUGCAGAUCACCCUGAAUGUCCUAAGGAGGAUGAACAAGACAAACCUUGUUAACAUACUACAGACCAGACUUGCCCCUUUUUAUGUGAAGCAACACAAAUCCAGACUAAAGGAGAAAUUUCAGAGAAUUCAUGAAGGAAUAUCAAAUCAAGGCAUCUCCACAUCUCUGUAUGAGAUCUACACAGAGCUGUACAUCACAGAGGGAGGGAGUGGAGAGGUCAAUAAUGAACAUGAGGUGAGACAGAUUGAGACACAAUCCAGGAGACCAGAGACACAGGAAAGACCAAUCAAAUGCAAUGACAUAUUUAAGCCUUUACCUAGACAAAACAAAUCCAUCAGAACUGUGCUGACUAAAGGAGUUGCUGAAAUUGGAAAAACAGUUUCAGUGCAGAAGUUCGUUCUGGACUGGACUGAAGGAAAAGCAAAUCAGAAUCUCCACUUCAUUUUUCCACUUCCUUUUAGAGAGCUAAAUUUAAUAAAGGAGAGCAAUCUCAGUUUGAUUAACCUGAUUCAUCAUUUUUUCACACAUACAAAUAAAUUGAACUCAUCAAACAUUGAUGACUUCACAGUCCUGUUUAUCUUUGAUGGCCUGGAUGAGUGUCGACUCCCUCUGGAUUUUCAGAACAAUUAUAUUUUGUGUGAUGUGACAGAAUCAGCCUCAUUGGAUGUGCUGCUGACAAACCUCAUCAAGGGGAAUCUGCUUCCUUCUGCUCUCCUCUGGAUCACCUCUCGACCAGCAGCCGCCAAUCAGAUCCCACCUGAAUGUGUUGACCAGGUCACAGAUGUACGAGGGUUCAAUGAUCCUCAGAAGGAUGAGUAUUUCAGGAAGAAGAUAAAUGAUCAGAGUCUAGCCAGUAAAAUCAUUGCACACAUCAAAUUAUCAAGAAGCCUGCACAUCAUGUGUCACAUCCCAGUCUUCUGCUGGAUUUCAGCUACUGUUCUGGAGAGAAUAUUGAGGGAAGCAGAGAGUGCAGAGAUCCCCAAGACUCUCACUCAAAUGUUCACACACUUCCUGAUCUUUCAGCUCAAACUGAAAUCCCUGAAGUACGAUGGGAAAUGUGACGUAAAUCUUAAACAGGCUAAAAGUAAUAUCCUGUCACUGGGAAAACUGGCUUUUCAACAGCUGGAAAAAGGGAACCUGAUCUUCUAUGAGGAAGACCUGAGAAAGUGUGGCAUUGAUGUCAGAGAUGCAUCAGUGUAUUCAGGAGUUUGUACCCAAAUCUUCAGAGAGGAGUUUGGGCUGUACCUAGGGAAGGUGUACAGCUUUGUACAUCUGAGCAUCCAGGAGUUUCUUGCUGCUUUACAUGUGUUUCUUUGCUUUUUUAAACAAACAGGAUUUGUUAGCAUGUUCAGAUCAUCUUUGACUGAUUCACGUAAGAGUGAAGUGGACAAGGCCUUACAGAGUGAAAACGGUCACCUUGAUCUUUUCCUUAGAUUCCUUUUGGGUCUCUCACUGGAGUCCAAUCACACUCUCUUACGAGGUCUACUGAAAAAGACAAGAAUCAGAUCUCGCAGUGAACAGGAAAUAGUUGAAUACAUUAAGAUGAAGAUCAGGGAGAAUUCCUCUUCAGAGAACUCCAUCAAUCUGUUCCACUGUCUGAAUGAACUGAAUGAUGAUUCUCUAGUGCAGGAAGUCCAAAUAUACCUGAGCACAACUGAUGACAGUCAACUCUCUGGGGUUAAACUGUCUCCUUCUCAGUGGUCAGCUCUGGUGUUUGUGCUGCUGACCUCAGAAGAGAAGCUGGAUGACUUUAAACUGAGUAAAUAUCAUAAAUCAGAGGAAUGUCUUCUGAGUCUGCUGCCAGUAAUAAAAGCAUCUACAAAAGCUGAGUUGGAAUACUACAGUAUUGGAGAAAAAGGUUGUUCUGCUCUGGCUUCAGCUCUGAGAUCAAACCCCUCACACCUGAAAGAACUGAACCUGAACUAUAAUAAACUAGGAGACUCAGGAGUGAGACUACUCUCUGAUCUACUGCAGAAUCCACAUUGUAAACUGGAGAAAAUGCUGAUGUGUAACUGUAGUAUUGGAGAGGAAGGUUGUGCUGCUCUGACAUCGGCUCUGAAAUCAAACCCCUCACACCUGAGAGAACUGGAUCUAAGCUAUAAUAAACUAGGAGACUCAGGAGUGAAGCUGCUCUCUGAUCUACUGCAGGAUCCACACUGUAAACUGGAGACAUUACAGUGA